CAACAAAAUAUGACAAAGUUUGAACUGAAGAGGUUGAAACUUUCCCAGAACAAUAACAUUGCCAACCUAAACGCCUCCAUUUCCCGCCUUCAGAAUCGCUUUGAAUCCAAUGUAGCUUUUACAGCGGGACCUAGUCAGGCGAGAUCCACGUAUACUUCUGGACAGACUGUUAUAUUUGAUAGAGUCGUCUACCAGGUGGGAGGAGGAUAUAAUCCAACCAAAGGAGUGUUUACUGCCCCAAAGGCUGGGCUGUAUCUCAUAUUCUGUACUGUUGUAGCAAACAGUGAUAACUCAUUCUGGACAAAAAUAAUGAUAAAUGGUUCAGUUAAAGCAGGAGUCAUGGCUUACACAACACGCUCUAAUGCUAAUGCCUACCACUCAGGCUCCAAUCUUGUUGUCCAUCAGUUACAGGUGGGGGACAGGGUCUGGAUAGAAAUGCAUUUUGGUUCUACUUUGUAUUCACAGUUUCCAGACACCACCUUUUCUGUGACUAUGAUUAAUUAAUUUUAAAAGUUUACUUUUAGCAGUUAAGU
Saccostrea cuccullata (small rock oyster) is the source of this 533-nucleotide messenger RNA. Its product is annotated as multimerin-2-like. The transcript has 2 exons. The record is from RefSeq and is a predicted model, not a curated record. Lineage: Eukaryota; Metazoa; Mollusca; Bivalvia; Ostreida; Ostreidae. Bases 10 to 504 code for a protein of 164 amino acids. Gene Ontology annotation, molecular function: protein binding.